AUGUCGAAUCACACCAUUGCAGUCUUUCCCGCCUCUGGAGGUAUCGGAGGCAGCACCGUCAAGCAUCUUCUCCCUCGUCUCCAAGCAAAGGAUCUGGUGUUCAUCACUCGCUAUCCUCUGAAGUUGGAGGCCGCCUCCAAUGCGGGAGCAACGGUCCGCAAGGCAGAUUACGACGACGAUAGCAGCCUCGAGCACGCCUUUGAUGGAGUCCAAACCCUCUUCUUGAUCUCGUACGCUUCCGUCGAACAUGAAUACCGGACCAAGCGUCACCAAGUGGCUAUCGACGCGGCCAUUCGCAGCGGAGUCAAAUACAUCUUCUACGGAUCCUUAGGAUACGGCGGCCGGCCUGAAAACAAACAGUCCGUCGCCCAUGUAAUGCAGGCCCAUUUGGAUACCGAACGGUAUCUUGAUGAAUGCACCCGCCGUCACCCCGGGUUCGAGUACACCGUCGUCCGCGAGGGUCUCUACUCCGAGUCCUACCCGCUCUACACCUCCUUCUUCGACCCCACGCGCCCCGUGGACACGGUUAAGAUUCCCCACGACGGCUCCGGCCCGGGGAUUGCCUGGGUCAAGCGCGAGGAGCUGGGCGAGGGCACCGCCGAGCUCAUGGCGCGAUUUAGGAAGGACCCCAACGGCUUCAUGUACCGUCACCAGACUGUCUUGCUCUCCGGAGGCAAGACACUGACCUUGAAAGAAACCGUGGAGAUCUUGGGCAAGGUAGCGAAGCGGCCAGUGCGGAUUCAGACGAUCACUGAGGACGAGUUUGCUGCCCUGCCGCAGAACAAAGAGAAUUUUACCUACCACGGGGUGGAUCAUUCGAAGGUGUGGACCUCGACUUUCGAGGCCUUUCGUCGGGGUGAAGCCGCAUACGUGGACCCCCUGUUGAAAGAGCUGUUGGGAAGGGAACCAGAGGAUUUCGAGACGACCGUUUCGCGGCAGUAA
This is a messenger RNA of Aspergillus thermomutatus, 942 nucleotides long. RefSeq lists its product as uncharacterized. The record is from RefSeq and is a predicted model, not a curated record. Bases 1 to 942 code for a protein of 313 amino acids. The transcript has 2 exons. Lineage: Eukaryota; Fungi; Ascomycota; Eurotiomycetes; Eurotiales; Aspergillaceae.